AUGACAAACCCCAUCAAUAAGUCAUUGAUCAAAGAGAGGAAGAAAAAAUCAUGGUUUAGUAAUGUGAUUGGGUUUAUGAAGAUAAUGUUUAUUGGAUGUGGGCAAAAGAAACCGAAGCAUUUGUCCAAGUCUGUGGUGGGGCAUUUCAGAGCACAAGAUGUGCCAUUAAAGAGGAAGUUGAGGGAGUUUCCUGUGACUGAAGACGCUCUUCUUCCUGUUGGUACUUCACUCGGAGUCCGUCAUUUUGUUCCGGGACAGUACGUUGAUGUCACUGGGAUCAGUCGAGGGAAAGGUUUUGAGGGUUGGAUGAAAAGAUGUGGUUUCAGCGGAAUGCCUGCAACACAUGGUGCUUCAUUGUCCCAUCGAAGUGGUGGUUCCACAGGGCAAAGAGAUGCUCCUGCAAAGGUGUUCAAGGGGAGAAAGAUGCCUGGGAGAAUGGGUGCAGAUCAGAGGACCGUAAAGAAUGUUUGGCUUUACAAGAUCGAUCCUGCGAGGAACCUCAUCUGGGUGAGGGGACAAGUUCCUGGCGCAGAAGGAAACUUUGUGUUCAUAAGAGAUGCUUGGUACAAGAAACCAGACAUCUCAAAGCUUCCAUUUCCAACUUAGUGGGGUUAUUGGUUUAAGAUUUGAAUAGAGUUUUAAAGAUUUUAAAUUUUAUGUAGAAUCUGUUAUUAU
Messenger RNA from Camelina sativa (false flax), 675 nucleotides. The record is from RefSeq and is a predicted model, not a curated record. NCBI's taxonomy places the organism in Eukaryota, Viridiplantae, Streptophyta, Magnoliopsida, Brassicales, Brassicaceae.